This is a messenger RNA of Xenopus laevis (African clawed frog), 1661 nucleotides long. RefSeq names its product serine/threonine-protein kinase N-like. Lineage: Eukaryota; Metazoa; Chordata; Amphibia; Anura; Pipidae. The coding region runs from base 1104 to 1433 and encodes 109 amino acids. The transcript has 3 exons. The record is from RefSeq and is a predicted model, not a curated record.
CUUCAAAUACCCCGGCUGUGGGAGGCAAAUAGGUACAUGUUAGGGGAAUUAUUUAAUAAAACAAUGUUGAAUUGCUAAUCCCUACAGUUACUCAGUAAUACAGCCCUAGGGCCUAAUUCCCCUAAAAAAUGGUUACUGAUGGCAGCCCUGCCCCCCAAUCUACUAAAUCUUGUGGGUGUCAAGGUGCCCAAAAUCUGCCCGUGUUCCAUUGCUAGGGGUAGUGAGACCUGUAGUGGGUAGUGCAGAGCUAAGGAACAGAAAGGCAACACAAAUCACUGUCUCGCUGAGCCUAAACCUGUUCUUCUCUAGCUAUAGCUGAACUACAAUUCCCAGCAUCCCCUGCGGCAUAGUUGUAGUUCUAAUGCAAUGUGUAUUUAAUGUUCCCUGUCUAUUUAUUGCUUCAUUUGGUGUUAAGGGUACCACUCAUCCUAGAAAUUGUAAUAAGCAACUGUCCCUAGCAUCAGCACUAGUGUGGAUGAUAUGUAAGGAAGGGCCAAAAUGGAAAUAUUAGUAGCAAAAAUCAGAAGAAUAAAUUCCUACAAUAAAGAUCCCUAGUGUUUAUGGGUGCAGGGAACUGAUCAGAGUAGGUCCCCUGCCAGUAAUAUACGGCAGUAAUAUUCAGCUGUUUUUAACCGUUAGUCUGUACAGUCCCCUAAGUACAUUGGGGUCACCAGGACCCACACUUGGUUGGCAGGGGUGUCCAGGGCCUUGAUUGUACCAACCUUUUGUAUGUGCCCUAAUUGGCUUCUUCAUUCUAUUAAAGCUGCUACUGGGUGGUGUUACUGGUUAUUUCGGAGCAGCAAACAUAUUCAGUAGCGCAGUAUAACUGGGAAGAAUAGAGAAAGGGAAAAACAGUAUUCAAAGCUUUAUGUGUCAAAGAGUGUUUGGCUCACAAUCUCUUUUUGUCUCUCCCCAAAAAAAUGAAAUACUAAGAGCGAUCUUAGUGAUCUGAGCGAUUUGCAGCGACUCCAAAAAGCGACAAAGAAGAGGAUAAAGAAGAAAAAAAACAGUCUUUUUAAAGACUACCAACUUACAUCAAGAGCAGAGAAAUUACAGCAACCUGCUCAACCCAUUGCGGGUCAUCAGGAGGAAGGAGCGUCAAGAUGGGCGCCAAACUGUGCAACAUCCUGCACCGGCACCGGCAUACUGAGACUGUUGACAUCAAUCAGUCUUUUGAUGCUUGUGAGCCCUGGGUGAGUAUUUGCUUUUCAGGUAUGAAGCAGGAGCUGCUGAGAGACAUCCGGAAGGAGAUGAGGAUAGCAGCAGGGGCGCAAAAGCUGUACCUUGUCACCAAGGACAGACAGACCAAAGCCCAAGUGAAGGAGCUGAGGAACAUCAGUGAGAGGAAGGUGAAAGCCCUUUUCUCCUCUCUCCACAAGCUCAAUGUGCAGCUAGCUCAGAGGGAAGCAGAGAAUUCUCCAGGUAAGAUAUAACAGUCUCUGGCCUCUUUCCUAUUGGCAUUACAUGUGUGUCAUCAUAACAUCACAUACACUACCUCUUCAUGGACAUUAGGUUGACCCCCAUUAGAUUGAGCUCAAAAACAAAAGGACUGCUCAAAGCUCUUCCCUGUAGCUGCUUCAUAUGUUUCCUAUCGGGUGCUCUGUCUGCUGCAUCCCCACUGCUAAGAUCCACAUCAACACCAAAGAAUUGGACGGCACUCC